Molecule: messenger RNA, 573 nt
Organism: Candidozyma auris
Lineage: Eukaryota; Fungi; Ascomycota; Pichiomycetes; Serinales; Metschnikowiaceae
Gene: MTR2
Product: Mtr2p
Exons: 2
Coding region: 1-573 (190 amino acids)
Source: RefSeq, a predicted model, not a curated record
AUGAAUAUCGCCUCCAAUCAGCCUCAUGAUCCAACCCAGCCGAUCGAACCCUUCCUUAAAAGUUUAUUGGCUUCUUUAGAUCUUCUGUAUUUCCCUUCCGGAACCAAUACCCAACCACCAUUCCCCAAUGUCGAGGCGUACGCUACUCAGUUUGGCAAACAGCUAAAAACAACAUGUGCUAUAAUAUUUGACGGCCAUCCCUUGAUUCCUCAGCCCCCGGCAAACGACUCUCGUCUAGAGUUCCAGAAGAAAUGGCUAGCGUGCCCUCUCACGUCGCACCAAAUUGGCUCUUUUGAUUGCCACUUGAUUCCUGGCACGGGCCUCUACACUGUCAAUGUUUACGGUAAAGUUCGUUAUGACGAGAGUGGGAAAUCAAGGCUAGGGGAAUCGGCUGAUCUUGUACAACCUAAUGAUGCGCCAACAAAACCAAGACCUCUUUGGGGCUCGUGGUAUAGCUUCAAUCUUAAUAUGGUGAUUGACGAGGCUGUGGCUCGUAGUCCCGAGAUUGAGCUGAUAAACAGUUUCAAUUACAGAAUCACAUUCAAGCCAGACGACAGUCUCAUUUGCAUAUAG